This is a messenger RNA of Salmo salar (Atlantic salmon), 2128 nucleotides long. The record is from RefSeq and is a predicted model, not a curated record. Lineage: Eukaryota; Metazoa; Chordata; Actinopteri; Salmoniformes; Salmonidae.
AUUGAAACGCUAUUAGCGCGCACCACCGCUAACUAACUAGCCAAUUUCACAUCGGUUACAUCUGGACAUGUCUCAGUACUUCCACCUCUUCAAUGCCACUCGCAUCCCUAAGCAAGGGAAAGAUGAGCUCUUCACAGACCCGAAAGGACGGCACCUUCUGGUGAUGAGGCAAGGCAACAUGUAUGUGUUUGACGUGAUGGGAACCUGGUGAAGCCAGCGGAGAUCCAGGCCCACCUGAAGUACAUCCUGUCAGACCCGACCCCGGCUGCAGCCCACCCACUGGGGCUGCUGACCAGUGAGAACAGGGACACAUGAGCAGGACUGAGGGAGAAGCUUCUGGCCGCUGGGAAUGGAGAGCACCCUCUUCUGUCUGUGUCUGGACGACGAGAGCAUGAAGGACCACAUCCACGUCUCCCACAACAUGCUGCACGGGGACGGCACUAACCGCUGUUAUGACAAGUCAUUCAGCAUCAUCAUGACCAAAUCCGGAAUCGCCGCCAUCAACUUUGAGCGCUCGUGGGGUGACGGCGUGGCCGUGCCGCGCUUCCAGAAUGAGGUGUUCAAGGACUCUUCGGAGAACUCUCUGCUUCUUCUGUUCUUGAAGGAAAGCCUCUCAGCUAAAGAAAAGUCCAUCUGACUUUUACCUCCACUACAAAUGCAAAUUCUAACUUCCACUUCAGUCCAUGAUUGACUGCAGUUGUAUAGUACAUUGGGGUGAAUGUCAGGUUUUAAAGGUACUUUCCCUCAAGCAUAGAGUGUGGGUUGGAAGUGAUGGUAUGGAUUAAUAAGAGGGGAUACCGAACACAAGCUCUGCAUAGGUCAGUAGAGGGCAUAUUCCUAUACUGUCAGGUAGAUAACUAUGAAUGUUCUGUCCAUAUCAAAAUCAUAAUAGAUGCCCAAGAAAAUGCCCAUCAAAUACAUUUUGAAAGAAGAACAAUGAAAUCUCCAAGUGUGUUUGAACCAAUGUUUCUUCCCUUUCUAACUGGCAUUACAAUGUACUGUAUCUAUCAAGAGCCUUAUCAAUACUAACUUCAUGUAAAGACCUUUAGUUUGAUAUGGAAAAUAAAUCUAGUAAUAUAUCAAUAAUGUAUGAUAUUCAGAGUAGCACUUUGUUCUUGAGACCUUUUUUGCUGUGUAGCAAGCUUUGUAUGACAAUUUAUAAUCUCCACUUUGAUUUGUGAUGUGAAAAACAUUUUAAAGCAAUACCUCAGACCUUUGCUAUUAAGAGGCAGAUUUAUUUCCUUAUAUGCCUUAUGGAAUGUUCACUGGUAAUGUAUUACAUACAACUUUACUGGGGUAGUGUAAAAUAAAAUGUUUUCAAAAUGACAAAUGUAUAUGCAUAUUUUCUCAUUGUAAAUUUUGGCUAGACUAACUAAAGCUGGAAUCCUUAAUUUCUACAUACAUUUUUGGACUCGUGAAUUAAUUAUAUACCCAUUGAUUCUUGAAUAUAACUUAUAAAUGCCUCAUGAGCUUAGUUCAACUGUCAUAGGUACCCCACCAUAAUCUAAAAUAUAAGCUUGUUUUACUGCCAUGUUUGUUAAACAUGUAAAUUGAAACAUGCUGUAUAGCCUAAAAACAUGGUCAUUUUGAUACCAUGGAUGGUCAUCCUUGCAUCCAUAGCUCCGUCUAUUUCUGUCUAUUAAUUUCUCCAGGCUCAUCUCUCAGCUUUGUACCAAAACAGAAGCGGGGUGACCGCAUUGUUUUGUACAUAAUAAGCAACUACUCAUUUUUAAAACGGCCUGUGGCACCGAUGAGUCAAACAUUUUUUCUAGUGUCAAAAUGUACUACAAAGUGCAAAUAGAAUAAUUUGUCAGAAAUUCAGUCUCGCCCAAAACAGAAAUUUGCAAGAUAAUUAGGAAAAUUUGGUUUGUCACGGAAUGAAGGGUACCGUAACAGUUUUCCUUUGGUUGGGUUUAUUUCAACCCUGCUCACAGCUGGCAGCACCCAAGUAAUCAUCAAUUCGGUGCGCAGCUGCACGCAACCAGAUCGUAUUACCCAUGGUCAAUUAGAUUUGACAUUCGAUAUCCCUAUGGAGCUAAUUAGAGAUCAGUAAAUUACACUUUUUUAAAAUGUCAAUGACUUAAUUAACCUCAAACCAACUAAAUUGUAGAAAGUCAUAUACAAAUAU